AUGCUUUCCCUCCGCCAUCUCUUCCUUGCCAUCGCCGUCCUCGGGGCGGCGCCCAUGGGCCUGGCCGCGCCCUCGCCCGCCGAGGACUCGCUGGCUCACCAUGCGGAACGCGAUUUGGACGUCGACGCCGCCCAGUUUGAGCAGCGCGAUGUGGCCGAGGAAGCGGAAGCGGAGGAGGAGGAGGAUGCCGAGGAUGUUCUCGACGUGCUCUCGGGCCGUGCCCCGGCCGCCGGCUGCUACACCACCAGCCAGAGGGGCAAGAACUGCCACUCGGCUCAGUGCCCCGGCAGGACGCAGUGCAAGCUCAACAAUCGCGGCAGGUGUGUCUGGGCCAAGCCCAAGAGGCAGAGGCCCUUUGGCUGCAGCCAAUGCCGGUGUGCCAAGUUCACCUAG
Hirsutella rhossiliensis is the source of this 393-nucleotide messenger RNA. RefSeq lists its product as uncharacterized. The coding region runs from base 1 to 393 and encodes 130 amino acids. The transcript has 2 exons. The record is from RefSeq and is a predicted model, not a curated record. NCBI's taxonomy places the organism in Eukaryota, Fungi, Ascomycota, Sordariomycetes, Hypocreales, Ophiocordycipitaceae.